AAACCAACUCAUCAUUUCAUUUUAUUUGCUUUCCUUAUUAUACCUUUUGAGUUCACUCUUCUCCCACAUGCUACAAGACACCAUUCCUCAACUAUCAAAUUCUAGAGAGAGAUCAUGGAUAUUGAAGAGUGGGAGUACCUUCCAGAUAAUGGGUACCUUGACUUCAAUGAUGAGGGUGGCAAGCAAAUCUUCCUUGGCAAGAGAAACUUAGAGCCAAAAAGUGCUUUUGACAUGGAUUACUUUUGUUCAUCUCCACCAAGAAGCCCAAGGACCAUGAUGCAUAACAAUCACAAUCACAAUCAACUUGUUCCUCUUCCAAUUCUUUUACAACCCAGAAUUGGAAACUCCUCAUCAGAUAACAACGUUGUUUCCCCUAACACAGUUGAUCAUGACACUGUCUCACAGGUUUUCUUCAAGACCAAGGAAAACGAAUUCGCCGACAUGAAAUUGGACACAGGUAGCUUAAAAUUUGAGGAGAAAGGUGAGAUGAUUACGUCUCCAAGAAUGAUAACUUCGCCUAGAAUGAAGAUUGAGAAGAAAGAAGUUCUUGGGAUGGAGUGCGAUGAGGAGGAUGAAGAGGAAGAGGAUCGAAGUUGGGAAGAAGAGAAUGAGGGUGGAUUCAACAUAUGGAAGUGGAGCUUGAGUGGGGUUGGAGCUAUCUGUUCUUUUGGUGUUGCUGCAGCCACCAUCUGUUUUCUCUUCUUUGGAAGUCACCAAAAGAGGAACAAGAUCCUGCACGACAACACCAUUCGCUUCCAGAUCUAUGCCGAUGACAAGAACAUUAAAAAAGUGGUACAGCAUGCAACAAAAUUUAAUGAAGCAGUUUCUGUAGUGGCAGGUGUUCCUAUAAGCAGAGCUCACAUCACCAUUGGAGGUUACUAUGAUGGACUUUGAACCAAUGAUUAUGUGAUUAUUUCUUGAACAAAUUAUUGGAAUUUAUACAUGGCUGGCUGUUUAAGCAAAAAUAUACUUGUGUAAAUAACAUGAUGCAGGGAUACUUCUGUUUUCCUUGUAGAAUACACUAAAUUAGCUAGGGGAACAAAAAAAAAUUAGAGUGAACAUUAUUUAGAUUUGUCUCUAUUAAUUUUUGUUUUGGUUAUAUUAGUACAAAGGAAAAGAUUAAAGAGUUCAAUCUUUCU
Messenger RNA from Arachis duranensis, 1139 nucleotides. RefSeq lists its product as uncharacterized. NCBI's taxonomy places the organism in Eukaryota, Viridiplantae, Streptophyta, Magnoliopsida, Fabales, Fabaceae. The coding region runs from base 115 to 894 and encodes 259 amino acids. The transcript has 3 exons. The record is from RefSeq and is a predicted model, not a curated record.